Molecule: messenger RNA, 2653 nt
Organism: Somion occarium
Lineage: Eukaryota; Fungi; Basidiomycota; Agaricomycetes; Polyporales; Cerrenaceae
Source: the annotation of a GenBank genome assembly
GAGGGUCGCCUAGAUCGCACACGUAAGUUGACCGUUCGACUGGAGCCAUUCUAAACAGUCGACGACAAUUCGCGUCAGGUUUCGUUUUACUAGUAGCGCGACACAACUCAACCUCAGGUUUGUCGCGUCCUGUCACGGCCGGUCACAACGAGACGCGUCGCAAAAGUCACGCUACGCUCACACUUUCCUACACACCUUCACCAUGGCACUGCCUGUCAUCAACAUUAACGUUGAUUAUGAAAGCGAGAAACAGAAAAUCAGCCAAUUCCUGUCGAGUUUCGAGGGACAAGACGGUGACCUAGCCAAUGGCAUUGCAGACCUUGACCUGGACGGCGAUGGGGACGCGACGAGGCUCAGGGGGAAGUACAUGAGGCAACUGCAACGAAUAGCAAAUCGCGACCAGCAGAUGCUUGUGAUCGACCUGGAGGAUAUUACAGACUUUGAGAAAAAUGUUGGGGAGCUUGUCCAUCGCAUACAAAGCAACACUCGGCGCUAUGUAGAACUAUUCAGCGACGUCGUGGACCGUAUCAUGCCUAUACCCACCAAGGAUAUCAGCGAACAAGACGAAGUUAUCGAUGUUAUCCUUCAUCAGCGACGGGAGCGGAAUGAGCGGCUUGAGGGAACUCAAGACGGAUUUCCUGCCCACCUUCUACGACGAUAUAACCUAUACUUCAAACCAUUACUCUCUGACAUUUCCAUGGCCGUUCGCGAAGUCAAAGGUGCACACCUUGGGAAGCUCAUUACUGUCCGAGGAAUCGUGACACGAGUAUCCGAAGUGAAACCUCUUUUACUAGUGAACGCGUAUACUUGCGACGUUUGCGGGUCCGAAACUUUCCAGGAUAUCUCCGGCAAACAGUUUCAACCUAUCUCCGACUGCCAAAAUGAGAACGAAUGCAAGAAGAAUAGUAUCCGUGGUUCAUUACACAUGCAAACCAGGGCGUGUCGUUUCAGUCCGUUCCAGGAAGUCAGAAUACAAGAGAUGCCUGAUCAAGUUCCGGUUGGACAUAUACCGCGUUCUAUGACUAUUCAUGUUCACGGAAGUCUGACGCGUCAGAUGAACCCUGGUGAUGUCGUCCAGCUCGGCGGAAUCUUCCUACCCAUUCCAUACACUGGUUAUCAAGCAAUUCGUGCGGGUCUCCUGACCGACACCUUCUUAGAAGCGCAUUAUGUCAAUCAGCUCAAGAAGCAAUACGCGGAUAUGGAGACAACACCGGAAAUUCGGCAAGCUGUUGCAGAGCUACAAAGCGACCCUUCACUGUACCAAAAGCUCGCGCAGAGCAUUGCACCCGAGAUCUACGGUCACAUUGAUGUCAAGAAGGCACUGCUUCUGUUACUUGUUGGUGGCGUGACGAAGACCAUGGGCGACGGUAUGAAGAUUAGAGGAGACUUGAACGUCUGCUUGAUGGGUGACCCUGGUGUGGCCAAAUCUCAACUUUUGAAAUACAUUGCGAAGAUUGCGCCUCGGGGUGUCUACACCACAGGUAAAGGUUCCUCGGGAGUCGGGCUAACUGCAGCUGUCAUGCGAGACCCAGUGACGGACGAGAUGGUCCUUGAGGGUGGCGCGCUGGUCUUGGCGGAUAACGGUAUCUGUUGCAUAGACGAAUUUGAUAAAAUGGAGGAGACCGACCGAACAGCUAUCCACGAAGUCAUGGAACAGCAAACCAUUUCAAUAUCGAAAGCCGGUAUAUCGACAACGUUGAACGCGCGAACGUCAGUUUUAGCCGCUGCGAACCCGCUCUAUGGACGCUACAAUACGAAGGUCUCACCGGUAGAAAACAUCAACUUGCCUGCCGCCUUGUUGUCCCGUUUCGAUCUAUUAUUCUUGAUGAUCGACAAACCUUCUAGAGAUGAUGAUGAGAGACUGGCGCAACAUGUUACACACGUUCACAUGUUCAAUGAGCCUCCAGAACUGGAGUACGACCCAGUCGAUCCACUCCUUGUCAGGCAUUACAUUGCUGGUGCCCGACAGAUCCGCCCAACGGUUCCGGCUGAAGUCUCCAACUACGUAGUCGAGUCCUACGUACGUCUGCGAAAACUUUCCAAAGAGGAGGAAGAGCAGAACAAGACGCAUAGCUAUACAUCCGCACGUACUCUCCUUGGCGUCCUCCGUCUCUCUCAAGCUCUCGCUCGCUUGCGAUACUCGCCUGUCGUCGAUCAAGGUGACGUUGAUGAGGCGCUUCGACUAAUGGAAGUGAGCAAAGAGAGUUUGUACGAGAGUGAGGACAAUGACUUCGAUCAUGACAGAUCUGCUGUCAGUCAGAUCUAUCGACUCAUUCGUGACAUGGCUGUUACUUCGAGGAAGUCUUCCAGACGGAAACCCAAAAGACCGCGCAGAUUAGGUAAAGGACCUGGUGGCGAGCGGGACGAAGAUAUGGAUGAAGAUGACGAAGAUGAGGAGCUGUCUCUCGUCGAUGUUCGAGCUCGUGUCCUCCAGGCUGGAUUCACCGAAGCUCAGCUUAUGGAGACCGUUGUUGCUUACGAGGACAAUGACGUAUGGAUGCGAGUAGCCAAUAACACAAAACUGCGCUUCAUCCAGGGAGAGGUAUAACAUACUUGUAUUUUCCUAUUUUCCUUUGCUGUCUCAAUGCUGUAUGUUUUGCUUUGUAUGAGGGUAUUUCAUUGUAUCGUAUAAAUAAAUAUACCAUCCGCUCCC